Molecule: messenger RNA, 537 nt
Organism: Cadophora gregata
Lineage: Eukaryota; Fungi; Ascomycota; Leotiomycetes; Helotiales; Ploettnerulaceae
Exons: 2
Coding region: 1-537 (178 amino acids)
Source: RefSeq, a predicted model, not a curated record
AUGAAGGUUCUCAACAUUAUUCUUGGUUUCACGGCGUCGGUCUCAGCAAUUGAUAUCGGUCUCAGAAACUGGGGUAACUGUGACUCCCGCGGUGGAGGUUGGGUAUGCACGAAUUACAACCCCAACGUAUGUUGCGGUAUCCCUUCCGGAUCCGUCUCCAGUGUCGUAUUCUACGCUGUCCCAACCAACUGGAAUCUUGAAGUGAGAGGACAUGAGGGUGGUAACUGCGCAAGAACGAGAACUACCGAUUCUUUAUUUGGCGGAACCGAAAAGUGCCUGAACUCAGGCCCGUACACCGGCGCAGGAUAUGGAUUCCGCGGGAAGAAGAGGGGAACUGAGGAGGGCGCUUGUUCCCAGACAGUCGGCAAAUGCACUUCUACAGUGAUGCCAGAUGUGCUGUUCCUUGGUGAUGGACAGAAGUACAAUAUUGUCAAUAUGGACCAAGGUCUCAUUGAUGAAUUGGCUGAGCUUGCGAACAACGGAUCUGGUGUAGCAGAUGUUCCAGAAGUCUUCAAGGCAUUUGAGAUUGCUGCCUAG